Molecule: messenger RNA, 663 nt
Organism: Chanos chanos (milkfish)
Lineage: Eukaryota; Metazoa; Chordata; Actinopteri; Gonorynchiformes; Chanidae
Gene: rab3aa
Product: RAB3A, member RAS oncogene family, a
Exons: 4
Coding region: 4-663 (219 amino acids)
Molecular function (GO): GTPase activity; GTP binding
Source: RefSeq, a predicted model, not a curated record
AAGAUGGCGUCGGCUACAGAUUCACGUUAUGGACAGAAGGACUCAGCAGAACAGAACUUUGACUACAUGUUCAAGAUCUUGAUCAUUGGAAAUAGCAGUGUGGGAAAAACGAGUUUCCUGUUCCGCUAUGCAGACGAUUCCUUCACGCCAGCUUUCGUCAGUACUGUGGGCAUUGACUUCAAAGUGAAGACAAUUUACAGGAAUGACAAGAGGAUAAAACUCCAGAUAUGGGACACAGCUGGUCAGGAGCGAUACAGGACUAUCACCACUGCUUACUACAGAGGAGCCAUGGGGUUCAUCCUCAUGUAUGACAUCACGAACGAGGACUCUUUCAAUGCUGUUCAGGACUGGUCCACGCAGAUCAAGACGUAUUCCUGGGACAAUGCCCAGGUGCUGUUGGUGGGAAAUAAAUGUGAUAUGGAAGAUGAGAGGGUCGUAGCUGCAGAGAGGGGAAGACAGCUGUCCGAGCAGUUGGGCUUUGAGUUCUUUGAAACUAGCGCUAAGGACAACAUCAACGUGAGGCAGACAUUUGAGCGGUUGGUGGAUAUCAUCUGUGAGAAAAUGUCAGAAAGUCUUGAUGCUGACCCUGCUGUGACAGGAGCCAAACAAGGGCCACAGCUCUCAGAUCAGCCUCAACGCAGCCACCAGGACUGUGCUUGCUAA